AAGAAAAAGUAUAAGUAAGAGAUUAUCAAGAUUCACUAUUAUUAAUUUAAAAUGAUAAGCUUAAACAGUAAUUAAAAUAGCAAUAGUGUCAAAGUUUUAUGCUCAAAUUGCAAAAAUAGAGCCUCAUAUCCAUUAACGCUUCAUUGUUAGCAUUAGAUCUGCUUUAAGUGUGCUGAAAAAUUAAAUAAAAAGGAAAGGAUUGAAGAAUUAAAUACAAUAGUGUGUCCUUCAUGCAAGGCUGUUACUUAAACAUCGAAUAUUUAUAAUUUGAACCAAGAAAUUGCUAAAAAUAAUAUUGAAUUAAAAGAAAAUUAUUUAUUAAAUGCUCCUAACAAUUAAUAGAUUAGUAGUGGUAAUGUUGGUAGCGAAUAUAGCUCUAAUUUAAGCAAGAGUAAGGAAUAGGAACAAGGGUAUUACAUAAAUAAAGACUUUUAAACUUUAGAUUAAGAUUAAUAGCCAUAAAUGCUGCAGAACGAAAUUGCUGAUGAAGACUUUUAAUUUCAAAAUAUACCUGAAGAAGAUGAUUUGCAUUUAAACACCUUUAACUAUUAAAUAUAACAAAAUUAAGGGAAUUUUUCAAUUUAACCAAUAGAUACUAACUUAUAAUAAAACUAAAGAAUAGAUUAUGAUCAUUUUAAUUAAGUUCAGUAAACUAAAAAUUAGGAAUACCAACAGGAUGACUAGGUAAUGAGAUUGAAUGAUUUAUAAUAGGAUUUUGCAUAAUCAUAGCUUGUUGAAAACUAAGGUUAGCUUGCAUAAAAUGAACUGCAAAGUUAACUCUUAGAUAACUAGUUUGAUGAAAAUAGCUAAUAAGAGUUUUAGUUCCAGAAGAGCGAUUAGCUUCACAAAGAAAUGUUUAAUUAGCCAGUUACAAAGCAGUAAUAGUUAUUAUACUACGAGGAUGAUAGUUUAAUUCAGUUACAAGAUAAUUUGAAAUAGGGAUUUAGCAGUGGAAAUGCCAAGUAGAGUAUUAUGUAAGGAGAGAAUUACUUGAAAAAGAAAUCUGUUCACAAUAACCCUUCCAACGAUAGUAGAACAAACCAAAAUUAAACAAGCUCUAUACAAAUUCGUGUUUCUAGCAAUAAUCCACAGACUGGGAUCAUAAUUAACCCUCAUUAUUAUCCACAGCAUGCCAGAAAUAAUGCAAACAGAUUUAAAUAGCUACCUGAUAAAAAUAACUUUCUCAAGAGAGAAUAAGAUAAUACAUAAUAAAGUUCAUCAGACUUUUAAAUCUUUUAAUCAAACAACAAUAACAAUGUUGUGAAGUUUCCAAAUCAUCAAAAUAAGCAGUAACAAGAAUAUUUAGAAAUAGAGAGCAAUCUAGAUUAAAAUAAAUAUUAGCCUAAUGUUAUUUAAAAAUUGUAAUUUUCCCCUGAAAAUAAUUAGCAAAUAGACUUUUAAUAUAAUCAAUAGAUUUAGGAAUACUAAAAUAAUUUAAAUCGCCAAAAUCUCUUUUUGCCAAAUGAUGAGGGUUAAACAAUUAUGGUUGAUUAAAUAAACUCUAAAAACCAUGAAAAUAUUAAUAAUAAUUAGCUGGAAAAUUCUGAAGAAUAAAAGAAUUAGUAUUUUUCUAGAGAUUAAUUCGAUCAUAAAUUUUAUCAAGAUGGAGCUGAGCAAUAUUCUAUAAACAAUAACGACAGCUAGGGUCAAAUCAAUCAUAUAUAGAUAGGUCCUUAAGUAAUUGUAACUAAUGGAGCUGGCAGCAUUAAUCCAGAUAAACCUCUUGUUUGUAAAGAACAUAAUGACUAUGUUUAACUCUAUUGCCAAGAUGACAAAUCUCUUCUCUGUGUAAAUUGCUUGUAUUAAAAUGAUAAGCACAAGAGACACAGAGUAGCACCACUCAAGCGCAGUAUGGAUUAAAUAAAAAAAGAAAACUAACAAUUCAAACUUGAGGCUAAAGAGAAGCUUUAGUUAAUUGAAAAUUCUUUAAAGAUUUGUAAUUCUAAUAAAAACAUUUUGAAAGAAGGCUAUUCAUACUUAUGCGAAAGUGUGAGUAGAGAAUUCACAGAAAUCUAAAAAAUUUUGGUUGAAUAAGAAAAAAAAAUUCAAACGUAGAUUUAAACAAUAUUUGAGGAAAGAUUGAAAGAAUACGACCAGAUGCUAAAUGAUUUACAUUAUCUAAAAAGCUGCAUUAGAGAAUAUAAAGAUUGUGAUAAAAAUACAAAUUAAAACUUAACCCUUUAUGUUUUUUCGAUUUACUCAAUGAUAAGAAAUACCUUGAAAAACAUUGAUUUUUCAUUUAAGUAAAUUAAUAAAAAUGAUAUUUACAUCUGUGAUUUCAAAAAUAACAGAAGCACUAUUAUUUAAGAAAUAUAAUCUUUUGGAAAAGUAAUUAAUGAUCUUAAUAUCAGAGAUCCUAAUACUUCACAAAAUGGUCAUUCUGCAUAAGUAGGAUCUCACACUUCCUCUUCACAAAAACAAAACGCAGUUAUUUCUCACAGUAACUCAAAAGCAAACUUUGACAGUAAUAAAAAAGGAAAUGUAAAUAACAAUUAUUAGGCUAUUUAGCUAGGAUCUUUAGCUAACUCUGCAUCAAAGUCUUAAAUUUAAUUGUUAACACCAGCAUAGAUGAACUAAGCUAAUUUUUAUUAACAAAAUAUGAAUUAACCAUAGCAAACUCCAGUCUAAAAAAAUUAACCUUCAAAUUAGAAAUCUUCAACAACAUCUCUGGAAGGAAAUAGAAUCUAGCAAAUUGGUAGUAAUUUUAUCAGCUGCAAUCCUUUUCCAGAAUAAAAUUUAAAUCAGCAAAUUAAAAAUCCUAAAUCAAGAAAUUAGACUCCCUCUCCAUAUAAACACAAUUAAAAAUUAGGAUAGUAACAGAUGAUCGUAGGGAAAGACUUAAUAAAUAACAAUAAUAUCUAAUAUCACCGAGAUUUUCUAGAUGUACAAUUUGAGCAUUGCAAAAAGUAAACUCCAAGAUAAAUUUCUCACCAUAACUCAAAUUAAAAUUAAUAAAAUUUAUAGUAAUAAUAGCAACUAUAAUAAAUAUAAAGCUAGCAACAGUAAGCAUAAUCUGUUUUACAAUAAUAAGGAAUUAAUACACAUUCUUCUUCUUAUGCAAAGCUGAUAGUAAGCCGUAGCACGAAAUUUUCCAAUAAAAAACAAUAAUAGGAAUGCUUCAAAGAAAUAUAAAAAUGCCAAACACCUCCACAAGAUCGUAGAAUGAAUGACUUAGUAAAAAAUAUUUAAAAUGUAUCUUAUUAUGCUUUACUUGAAGAAAAAUUUAAUAAAAGAUCUAAAAGCUCAUAAAAAAAACCUGUAUUCAAUUAGAAUUAAUUUUUAUAAAACAAAUGAUUUCUAUAGAAUAAAUAUAAAUAUAUAAAAAUAUGUACAUAUAAUUUUUAUUUUAAAUAAAUAAUGUUAUUUCUCAUUUAUAAAUUUAUAAAAAACUAACUUCUCUAA
Molecule: messenger RNA, 3402 nt
Organism: Tetrahymena thermophila SB210
Lineage: Eukaryota; Ciliophora; Oligohymenophorea; Hymenostomatida; Tetrahymenidae
Product: B-box zinc finger protein
Exons: 3
Molecular function (GO): zinc ion binding
Source: RefSeq, a predicted model, not a curated record